Aspergillus fischeri NRRL 181 is the source of this 450-nucleotide messenger RNA. RefSeq lists its product as uncharacterized. Bases 1 to 450 code for a protein of 149 amino acids. The record is from RefSeq and is a predicted model, not a curated record. The transcript has 2 exons. Lineage: Eukaryota; Fungi; Ascomycota; Eurotiomycetes; Eurotiales; Aspergillaceae.
AUGCUAGUCCAUAACACUCCUGGAAAGCUAAACAAAUGCAAUUUGUCCGUCGUGGAAUUUGAAGAAUUGCUUAUGGAUCACGCCUGGAGCGGUGCGGACGGUCCGCAGUUCCACAAUAUAAGCUUCUUUGGCUUAUAUGCUGUUCUUUGUGGAUUGCUCUCCAUAAUUUUCUCUGCUCAGGCAAGUAGGACCAUUCAACGCCAGCUACCAGUUUUGGAGCGAGCUCUGUCUAGGUGGAAAUUGCUCUGGGACCGAUCAGUCUCGCAAGCCCAUUCGCAGGAGCUCGAACGUGCUGGUAUUAUGAUGAGUGCUAGUGAAGUGUGGCUGCUUGGGAGAGCCUUUUUGCACAUGGAGUCAAAGGACUUUCUGGACGGGUUAGACAGCGAUUCGAUGAUAAACAUGGAAUCGUUAGCUAGCCAUGUGAAGAAAGCGCUGCCUAAAUUCGGUUGA